Messenger RNA from Brassica napus (rape), 2296 nucleotides. Its product is annotated as probable E3 ubiquitin-protein ligase RHG1A. Gene Ontology annotation, molecular function: ubiquitin protein ligase activity. The transcript has 5 exons. NCBI's taxonomy places the organism in Eukaryota, Viridiplantae, Streptophyta, Magnoliopsida, Brassicales, Brassicaceae. The record is from RefSeq and is a predicted model, not a curated record. Bases 761 to 1921 code for a protein of 386 amino acids.
AGUGCACACGUAAAUGGUGCAUGUACUUAUCACGUUGCAUAUGUUUAUGUCGCUUAUCUACUAACAUGCUUUUCACCGCAACGAUCAUAUAUCAGUCAAAAUGUGCAUUUUAAAUGUAUAGAGUCCCUUAAUUAGAACAAAUGUUCACUAAAAUAUUCACAUUAUAAAACAUACAGCUAACACAGUACUUUUGUCCUCGAGAAAAACAUAUUUUUCGACUUGAAAUUAACAACAUAUCUGUGUUAGCAUUCGUAAACUCAUUAUGCUUAAAAUAUGAAAAUAAAUUAGCUAUGAAUGAUGGUAAACAAGAAUAAGUACAUGGUUGAUGACAACUUGAUAAACAAGAGUCUCUUGAUUUACGCCAAAAAGGACGAUACGUUUGUUAAUACAACUUUCUCUACAUCAUCAACGGAUUAAAAAGAGUCAUUUUGUUUAUUGAUAGUCCGUUUAAUUCGAAUAUCAUUACCCUUUGUUUUCUCUUUGGCUUGGGGACCAUUAGUUUGCCCCUCCACUUUUCUCUCUUUGUCCAUGAUCACAUAACAACACCAGGUAGUGUUUUCCUCUGGAUGAUCUUUACAUUCACUCUCAUGUUCUUGUCUCCUUGAUGCUUUUAACUUUAAAAAAGGUUUUGAUGACUUGUUGAAGCUGUGUUUAUAUUAUUUAUAGAGUUUUUGUUUGGUGUUACCGAAUAUUCUAUUUGAUCAGUUUACUUUUUUUUGUCCGUCUGUCUGCAGAGAAAAAAGGUUCUAUUCUUUUAUCAAUGGAUGGAUGUUCAGGUAAACGAUCGGUUAACCGGAUGGUCUUGCCUAGAAAAGCAAGCGGCACUGUACUGCUGCGUGAGAAUAUGAGCAAGAAAGAUGAAAAGAGUGUCUCUUUCUGCAGCAGGAUUGGUUGUAGUGCAAAGGUAUCUUACACCAAGGGAACUAGGAUGGUUAAUAAUACUAAACUUGGUUCCUCCUCAAAUGGGAAGGAGAUUGUUAGGAGUUCAUCUCGAACUCCAGGUGGAUUUGGAUACUUAAGAAAGCCGGCUACAUUUACUACUGGUAGUCCUCUGAUUGGUUCCUCAGUUUCUUCUUCUGGUAGCGAGCACACUGUAAAAGGUGGUGGUCUGAGCAGGAACGGAUUGAGGUGCAGUUCUGUGUCUGAAGUUCUUCCAACUAAUGCAACAAGAAUCAGUGUGACGAAGAGGAAAAACUCUGAUGGGGAGAGCAGCUCUUCUAGCACUAGAGCCAGUAAGACCAGCGUCUCAGGUACCAAGGGAAGGAAUCAAAGUUCUUCUUCUCGCAUCACAGAUUCUGAUAACAGAAGGAAUCGGAUAGUACCGAGUAUCAGAGGUAACAGUGUUGUUUCAGUUAAUGGUAAGAGAUCAUCAAGUAGUCAUAGCAGGCCGAGCAGUAACAGUGGCCCAUCACCUUCACGCUCAUUGGUGAGCCAGGAUAGUUUAAGUCGCUACAACAUUAACAUAAUAGCAGAGGUAUUGUUGGCCCUUGAAAGGAUUGAGCAUGAUCAGGAGCUUACAUACGAGAGACUGGCUUCUUUGGAGACGAGUCUAUUCUCAAGUGGUGUGUUCAGAUUCUACGAUGAGCAUAGAGAUAUGAGGCUUGACAUUGAUAACAUGUCAUAUGAGGAGCUACUAGCUUUGGGGGAUAAAAUGGGUACAGUGAGCACAGCUCUAAGUGAAGAAGCACUCUCGAAAAGCCUCCUGAAAAGUAUUUAUCAGGAGACAGAUGAAACCGGCUCCACUUCACUGAACAAGGAUGAUGAUAUCAAGUGCAGUAUUUGUCAGGAAGAGUAUGUUGAUGGAGAUGAAGUAGGGACUAUGUCAUGUGAACAUAUGUACCAUGUGAGCUGUGUACAACAAUGGCUACGGAUGAAGAGCUGGUGUCCCAUCUGCAAAACCUCUGCAGAAGAGGAGAAGUAGUUGUAGUGAUAAUGCCACACCCAACUUUAGCUUUGUGGGAUGAUUACAAGAUGAUCAGAUACAUUGCUUCUUCAUCUUCACCAAAUGCAUUGUUUCUACAUCAUCUUUCUCUCUUGUACAUAACAUUUUUUUUUUUUACUUUUGACUCAUACGAUCAGAUGACAAUUUCCAUUCUCCACUUGUAUCAAACCUUAACUUUUGAUUUGAACCUGAAACAUUUUUGUAGUCUAUACCAACUUAAAGUUUUUUUUUCUUGUUCUGCCUUCUUCAUACCAACUCUUACAUAAAUACAAAUAUGUUAUUUUCUCCAUAGGAUUGUUCUGCAACAAUGUAUUUUUUUUUUCAUAAUUAAUGGAAAAUAUUCUUGUGGCUGAA